This is a messenger RNA of Eruca vesicaria subsp. sativa (arugula), 501 nucleotides long. The record is from the annotation of a GenBank genome assembly. Lineage: Eukaryota; Viridiplantae; Streptophyta; Magnoliopsida; Brassicales; Brassicaceae.
GGAAAGAGAAGUAGAGAAACUAAGGAAAGAGAAGCAGACUUUUUUUGCCGAGAAACAAAGUGAUUCAGGAAGAGAUGGAUAGCCAGAAAAUUCAAACCGAGAAGGAGCCAAAAGCAGCAGUUUCUACGACAACUUCUUGCAGGAAGUAUGUCAAUGACGACAACGCUACUUUCCUUGCAAACCUCAAAGACCACUUCAACGAGUUCAUCAAGGCCUCUAUGGACGAACACAAGACUUGCUUCAAAAACACCAUCGACAAGAUAUUCGGGAGCUCAAAGGAGGUUGAGACUAAGGAAGUCUAGAGUCAUGCACCUGUUCAGGCAGCAGAUUCUACUUGAAGUUGUCAUUCUUGUCUAAAGCUUCAAUGUUCCUUUUGCACAACCUUCAAGUUUUUUCUUCUUUUUAUUAUCUUAGCUGAACUUAUAUGUCUCUAUCAUGUUGCAAAAAUUCUCAAGUGCUUGGGUGUUAAUAAAAUCAAAGAACCAGCUUUCUAACCCCUUU